AGCCUCAAAAACUCACACCAGCUCCUGCAAGGAAUGUGAAUCUUGGAGCUCCCAGCUAUUCUGUUCCUGUUUCUGUCAGCUCCUUCCCUGAAAACUCAGAGGUGCUCAGCAUGCCAUGCUAAAAGGCAAAAUAAAAAGAUCUUGGAGACAUCUCAGCUUUAAUGAGGACUUUCCAACAUUCCAGACUGCCGUCCUGCAAUGAAGCUCUGAGUCACGGUCUGUGAGGCUAAGGUACUGGCAACGGUGUGAACCCCAGGACAACUAACCUCACUAACCUUCACUCUAAGCAGAAGCCCAAAGUGAGUCUGGCCUGAAAUCAGAGCAAGCACUACAGAAAGACAUCUUUGUUAAUGGAAAGAGGAAAGAAGAAAAGAAUUUCCAAUAAGUUACAACAAACUUUUCACCAUUCUAAAGAACCCACUUUCCUUAUCAACCAAGCUGGGCUUCUCUCUAGUGACUCCUAUUCUAGCCUUUCCCCAGAAACAGAGAGUGUUAAUCCUGGUGAAAAUAUAAAGACAGACACUCAGAAAAAGAGACCUGGGACUGUGAUACUAUCAAAACUGUCAAGUAGAAGAAUUAUAUCGGAAAGCCAGCUUAGCCCCCCUGUGAUCCCGGCCCGCAGGCCUGGAUUCCGGGUAUGCUAUAUCUGUGGCCGAGAAUUUGGGUCCCAGUCAAUUGCCAUUCAUGAACCCCAGUGCUUGCAGAAGUGGCAUAUUGAAAACAGCAAGUUGCCCAAGCAUUUGAGGAGGCCAGAACCCUCCAAACCACAGUCUCUCAGCAGCAGUGGGUCCUACAGUCUUCAGGCAACUAACGAGGCUGCAUUUCAGAGUGCCCAGGCUCAGCUGCUGCCCUGUGAAUCCUGUGGCCGCACAUUCUUGCCAGAUCAUCUUCUUGUUCAUCACAGAAGCUGCAAGCCAAAGGGUGAGGGUCCCAGAGCACCACACUCAAACAGUUCUGAUCAUCUUACUGGCCUCAAGAAAGCUUGUAGUGGAACCCCAGCCCGACCAAGGACUGUUAUCUGCUACAUAUGUGGUAAGGAAUUUGGCACCCUGUCCCUUCCUAUUCAUGAGCCCAAAUGCCUGGAAAAGUGGAAAAUGGAAAAUGACCGGCUCCCUGUGGAGCUCCACCAGCCACUCCCACAGAAGCCUCAGCCCCUUCCGAAUGCACAGUCCAGCCAAGCGGGACCAAAUCAAGCUCAGCUUGUGUUCUGCCCACAUUGUAGCCGAAUCUUUACCUCAGACCGCCUCCUGGUACACCAGAGAAGUUGUAAAACUCAUCCUUAUGGGCCAAAAUAUCAGAAUUUGAAUUUAGGGAGUAAAGGAGGCCUAAAAGAGUACACUAAUUCCAAGCAGCAAAGGAACAGGGCAGCACCCAGUGUAACUGAUAAGGUAAUUCAUGCCACACAAGACGCAUUAGGUGAACCUGGUGGUGCCCUCUGCCUGUAGGGGAACAAGAGAAAACUAUCCCCAGAAUCAGCCACCUCAGCCCCUAGUAUUUUUUCUAUCAAUGCCUUGUAUCAGCCUCAAAGCAGCCUGUUCAAGUUAACUCCCUGUUGAACUCCAGGGCCUAUACCUCUCUUGGCUGAAUAGAUAUAAGAACAUCCUUGCCUGAUGGGUUCAUAUUCCUCUUCAAUUCUGCUGUCUAAAAGAAGAAGAGAUGGACUUCUUUCUUCCCUGAUCCCUGAUACAAAUAAUCCCUGGGAGAGACAGUAAUUUGAAAAUGAGUCAUUAAUGCUGUGUCUACAUUACAGAGAUAUAAUUCCCAUUCCAACAGCCAAUAUUUAUUGUCGGUUUAUUUUAGUCAUCUACCUUAGGAAUUCAUUUUUGGCAAUGCUGGGUUAUGCUGAGUUUAUCUUACUAAAAUAGAAUCUGUGUCAAAAACCCCCAAUGACUUUAGCAACAAUUAAACACUGAAGCACUUGCAAAAAUA
Homo sapiens (human) is the source of this 1929-nucleotide messenger RNA. RefSeq names its product zinc finger protein 474 (gene ZNF474). The transcript has 2 exons. The record is from RefSeq and is marked validated. The coding region runs from base 351 to 1445 and encodes 364 amino acids. NCBI's taxonomy places the organism in Eukaryota, Metazoa, Chordata, Mammalia, Primates, Hominidae.